Acanthoscelides obtectus is the source of this 3869-nucleotide messenger RNA. NCBI's taxonomy places the organism in Eukaryota, Metazoa, Arthropoda, Insecta, Coleoptera, Chrysomelidae. The record is from the annotation of a GenBank genome assembly.
UAUAUAUGUAUUAUUAGAAGCUUUUACAUAGGAUCGAUGGUAUUCGAGAUUUUCGAUCAAGCGCGGCAAAUACUCCAGCCACAUGACAACGCCAAUUUGAACUUAUUAUUAGGAAGCAAUAAGAUCAAAUGAUACCACCAAAAACAUUUACUGUCGCCAAAAUUGUAAACAUUGCGGAAAAGUUUCACUUCAGUCGUUUUCAUUCCCUUCCCCUGCAUAGGCGUGCAACUUCAGGGAGAACCAAAUGUUUGAUUGAGGUAACAAAUUUAUUCAUUUCGACUAUUCCACACUAUAGUGAUUCCUAUGAUGAUUAGUCAACAUCAUUGAUAUGUAUUUGCGAGGAGAUACCUGAUUUCAAAUAGUAAAAGUGGUUAUUAUUGUGUCCCUUAUCGGUCAUGUAUUUUGAGAUUUGGUGAUAUAUAAAUAUACAACGAUAUUUUAAAUUGAAUACUUUCUACUUGUGAUACAAGUAAAACGUAUGUGGGCAGAUACGUCAUCAAUGAAAGAAAAUGUGGAAACGUUUUCUUUUGACUGCUGCCUGGACAUUGGCUAUUGCUUUAGGAGUGCGAUCGAUCCCGGAUCGCGCUUCAUUUUAAGUCGAACUGAAAGGUCAAGAUCGCCGCAAAUUCUUCAAUAUUUCAUCACUGGUUCGCUUGGCAACACCGCAUCUCGUGCAUUCCAAGGCAAGGUUUCCCAUGAUGAUAGAUGAGCGACUUUUCUCAGUACCCAUCUAGCACUCAUUUGGCAGUGCUAUCCUGCUUCGAAUGGUGUACGCAGCUACUUGUCCAAGCACUGACCAUGGAACUCCAACCUUCUUUCCUCACGAGGUAAAUUGCUCGCUAUAUUAUCAAUGCUCCAACGGUACACCAUAUCUGAUGACCUGCCCACCAGGAUUGGAUUUCAACCCCAUUAAGCAUGUCUGUGACUACCCUGACCGCGCUGGAUGUAGGACUACUACGCAUCCUUCUACAAGUUCCACACAUCUUACUUACAGCCCUACAACAGCAUCGACAGACUUACCAACUACAGUUACUAAAUCACCAACUCAAAGUUCUACAACCUCAGCUAUAACUCCAACAUCUGCACCCAUCACCAAACCAACACCUUCAACAAAGCCAUCACCUAAACCAACAACAGAAUCAACAUUAAGUCCAACGCCAUCCACAUCCACGUCAUCAACGAAGAAGCCUACUGAGAGCCCAAUGUCAAGGCCAACUAAGCCGACAAAACGACCAACUGCAGCGCCGACUAAGCAACCUACACCAAAGCCGACUAGGAAACCCACAAAGAAGCCAACUAUCCAACCCACACAUGCGCCAACCAUACACCCCACACACAAACCAACACCAAGGUCAACUAUAACACCGACCAAAAGCCCUACAGAAACAUCAACAAGGCAACCAACACACAAAUCAACUACUUAUCCUACAGCCAAACCAACACCGGCGCCAACUAUAACACCGACCAAACGUCCUACAGCAAAACCCACUGUACAUCCUACACACAAACCAGCAUCAACGACAACUAAGAAGCCCACACACAAACCAACUAUACAUCCUACACACAAACCAACUCCAACGUCGACUAGGAAACCCACACACAAACCAUCAUCAAGGCCAUCUAAGAAACCCACACACAAACCAACUAUACAUCCAACACACAAUCCAACACCAAGGCCGACUAGGAAACCCACACACAAACCAACUAUACAUCCUACACAAAAACCAACUCCAAGGCCGACUAGAAAACCCACACACAAACCAACUAUACAUCCUACACACAAACCAACUAUACAUCCUACACACAAACCAACAACGAGGCCGACUAGGAAACCCACUCACAAGCCAACAAUACAUCCCACACACAAACCAACAAAGAGGCCGACUAGGAAACCCACACAUAAACCAACGCAAAGGCCGACUAGGAAACCCACACAUAAGCCAACUAUACAUCCUACACAAAAACCAACAAAGAUGCCGACUAGGAAACCCACACACAAACCAACUAUACAUCCUACACCCAAACCAACUCCAAGGCCGACUAGAAAACCCACACACAAACCAACUAUAGAUCCUACACACAAACCAAUAACAAGGCCGACUAGGAAACCCACACACAAGCCCACUAUACAUCCUACACACAAACCAACAACGAGGCCGACUAGGAAACCCACACACAAACCAACUAUACAUCCUACACACAAACCAACAGCAAGGCCGACUAGGAAACCUACCGAUAGGCCGUCGUCACCUCGACCAACCUGGCCACCUAAGCCAACUGCAAAGCCGACACCUACAAGACGACCAUGGCCACCUGAGCCAACACAGAGACCUACUCAUAGUCCACCACAUCCUAGACCUUGGCCACCCCAUCCUAGACCAUGGCCACCUAAUCCUAGACCUUGGCCUCCUCAUCCCAGGCCUCGGCCACCUCAUCCUAGGCCUCGGCCUCCAAGGCCUUGGCCGCCACAUCAUUAAUCGUAGAUAUCACUGUUCGUAUCUAUGAUAAAGAUAUACAUACGAGUAUGAUAUGCCGUAGUUUUUUAGAAGAACAUCAAAUAUCAUCCUGUAAGAAUAACUGAUACUUUGUAAAUUGAACAAAACUAACAUUCCACGACCUGGAUUGGCAGAUCAUAUCUCAAAUCGAGAUCAGAAAAAUUGUAAAUAUUAGGGUUUUGUCAACUUUUCCUUUUUCUUGAUCCUUCUUUCAUUGGAAAGCAUUAGUUUCCAUAAUAUGAAAAAAUCAUAAUAGGUAAAAUUACAUGAACCGAAGACUGUCGAAGUUGCUGCGUCCAGCUGAAAUUAUGACUAAUUUUCUCUUUCUAGAACGUCAAACUUUUCCGAAUAUAGCCUUGCUUUUUCCUUCUGAAUUACAUUCAAUAAUGAUUCAAUUUCAAUAUUUGACACAUGAAUAAGUAGUAUGUAAAGUAUUUUUCACAGUAAUUCAACAAACUUUUAAGUUUAUUGAUGAGAACAGCUAUACGAGUACAGCCUCCGAAAGUUUUUUGCUGAAAAUCCAAUGAGAAAGAAAAUAUAAUUCGGUAGACGAAACUCAAUGAGAGGGGGUUUGGCAGCCUACGAGCCUUUCACGUUAGUGGAGGUGGUCAUUUUUAUCAGUUUUUGUAUAUAAAUAUGUAAUUUUUGCUAACAAAAAUUCAAAUUUUUGUAUGUGUACGCAGUAACCGACUAGGGCAUUUAUUCAAUAGUUUCUUGUAUAUAGAAAAUAACGGUCUGUCUCUACACUGACUUUUCUUUCAUACACAUAUAGAUAGAACUUAUUCAAACCAACGCAAAUGACUUAUAAUAAAUUCUGACUUGUGUACCUAUCUGUCAUUGAUUUUGAAGCAUAAACGCAUGGACGUCCAUCUUGUAUGAAACAAGCUACUACUCCUGCUUACAUCUACUAAAAUUGUACUUUCUUUUGUAAUAAAAAUUUUUAACACUGGUGUACUAGUAAGUACUUGCUUGAAACUUUGGAAAGCAUUUUCUUGUUCCUUAUUCCAACAAAAUAAUUUAAUUUUUUAAGAGCUCUCUCAGAGGUUCAGCUUUAUCAGAGUAAUUUUUGAUUAAUUUACUGAGAUAGGUAUGUGAGCAUACCCAGCAAUCUUUGUUGAAAGAUUCGGCAUAUCCAUUUUCACUGAUCUGCCUCUUUACGUUUGGAAGAAAUUGUAUGACUCAAGUAUUUAAUUUCUGACAAGCCAAAUUUACAUUUGGCAAGUUUAACAUUCUUAUUCCUAGCAAUCGAUGUAGGUAUAUGUUUUCUAGUCAUAGCCAUUUAAAUAUUGUCUGUUUCAGUUUGUUCAAAAACUGCAUUUUAACAUUGUAUUAACUAUUUUUUGUAAUCACAGUAUAAUAAUAUAUAUAAUAUAA